CGGGACCAGAGAAAUGGCUGAAUUUUCAGGCACCUGGAAAAUGAAGAGCAGCGAGAAUUUUGACGAGUUGCUCAAAGCUUUGGGCGUGAACGCCAUGUUGAGGAAGGUAGCGGGGGCGGCUGCAUCCAAGCCCCACGUGGAGAUAAAACAGAGCGGCGACCACUUCUACAUCAAGACCUCCACCACGGUCCGCACCACGGAGAUCAACUUCACCAUAGGCGAGGAGUUCAGUGAGGAGACGGUGGACGGCCGAAAGUGCAAGAGUUUGGCCACGUGGGAGACCGAACACAAGAUUUACUGCAAACAGACUCUGCUGAGCGGGAACGGUCCAAAAACCUUCUGGAGCCGAGAACUCAAAGGGGAUGAACUCAUCCUGAUCUUUGGAGCAGAUGAUGUGAUCUGCACACGGAUCUACGUAAGAGCACAGUAGACGUCUUCGUGCCUCCAGUCCCAUUUAACACGCCGUUGACGUCUGAACUAUAACAUCCCAGAUAUAGUGCGUUGCAAAAGUAUUCAUGCCCGACCAACCUGUUCACAUUAACAUUACAAAUAUAAAUUCAACAUAUUUUUAUUGUGACAGUGGUUAAUUGGGAAGUUUGGAGUAACAGAAACACAGAAUUAUUAAUUUCAAACAAAUUACUGAAAUGUGCGGCGUGCAUUUGUCUUUCUUUCUUAGAACACCCAGUCGCUGCAGGUCUGAGGUAUUUUAUUUCUAAUCUAGAGACUAUUUUUUCCCCUCAUUCUGCUUCGCAAACAAGCUCAAUCUCAGUCAGAGCUCCUGUAAGCAUCAACGUUCACGUCUGCUGGAGUAAAGCCUCCCCUGUACGACGCUCCCACAUAAUGUGUUCAAAAGGUCACCGUCGUGUUUUUCCUCUACAGAUAACACUGUAGGUGGUCUCCUCUGAACAGAGCACCUUCUUCCACGUCUAUGUAGCCUCUGACACACUAACUUUCCUUCAACAAAGGCUCGCUUCUC
This is a messenger RNA of Fundulus heteroclitus (mummichog), 976 nucleotides long. RefSeq names its product cellular retinoic acid-binding protein 1. The coding region runs from base 14 to 430 and encodes 138 amino acids. The record is from RefSeq and is a predicted model, not a curated record. The transcript has 4 exons. NCBI's taxonomy places the organism in Eukaryota, Metazoa, Chordata, Actinopteri, Cyprinodontiformes, Fundulidae. Gene Ontology annotation, molecular function: fatty acid binding. Gene Ontology annotation, cellular component: nucleus; cytosol. Gene Ontology annotation, biological process: fatty acid transport.